Sceloporus undulatus (fence lizard) is the source of this 6307-nucleotide messenger RNA. RefSeq names its product transcription factor COE3-like. The transcript is spliced from 16 exons. The record is from RefSeq and is a predicted model, not a curated record. Gene Ontology annotation, biological process: regulation of transcription by RNA polymerase II. Gene Ontology annotation, molecular function: RNA polymerase II cis-regulatory region sequence-specific DNA binding; DNA-binding transcription factor activity, RNA polymerase II-specific. NCBI's taxonomy places the organism in Eukaryota, Metazoa, Chordata, Lepidosauria, Squamata, Phrynosomatidae.
CUCCUCCCUUUCCUCCUCCUCCUCCUCCUCUUCAGAGUUUCUCCACCCCUCUCUUCUCCCACUGGGGCUUCUCUGGCUCGCCCUCCUUUGCUGUGAUUUCUUCUUCCAUCCAUCCCUCCCUCUCUCUCUCUCCCUCCCUGCAAAGAAACCAUCCUCCCCUCCCAGCUGCUUGGCUACUAAGCCUCUGUGCUCUUCCUCCCCUCCACCCAGCGCCAGCCCUCCAGCCCAACCCACCAUCACCCCCAUACAACACACACACACAAGACACACAAGCAGAGCCACCACCACCCCUCCCAGUCACUUGGAAACAAACAAGCCAGCCCAAAGAGUUGGGUCCUUCCCUUUGGAUUGCCAGCCAGGCUCCUGGUGGCGGCAGGUGGCUGGGUUUUGUCUCUCAGGACCCUUUCCGUUGAGGGGACUCGGCCUUUCCUCCCCAUCCGACUUGCAGGAUUUUUUUGUUUUAAUAAAGACAGAAAUCAGGGGGACCCCAAACUUUUUCUUUCUUUCCCAGUGGAAGCCCCUGAUCGGGGUUUGGGGUCGUCUGGGGUGAGAAGAGCCCUUUCCCAUCCUCAUCCCAGUCCUUUCCUCUUCACCGGGCCUACCUUACAAGGCUGUUUUGAUGUUCUCCAUCCAGGAGGGUCUCCCCAGAGGUGGGCUGACCAUGAAGGAAGAGCCUUUGACCGGCGGACUGUCGGCGGUGAGGUCUUGGAUGCAGAGUACGGGCAUCUUGGAUGCCAACACAGCAGCUCAAAGUGGCGUUGGACUGGCCCGGGCCCACUUUGAGAAGCAGCCACCUUCCAACCUCAGGAAGUCCAACUUCUUCCACUUUGUGCUGGCCAUGUACGACCGGCAUGGGCAGCCGGUGGAGAUCGAGAGAACGUCCUUCAUCGACUUCGUGGAGAAGGACAGGGAGCAGACUGGAGAGAAAACCAACAAUGGCAUCCACUAUCGGUUACAGCUGCUAUACAGUAAUGGUCUUCGGACGGAGCAAGACCUCUACGUCCGGCUGAUAGACUCAAUGUCCAAGCAGGCAAUAAUCUACGAAGGGCAAGACAAGAACCCAGAGAUGUGCCGUGUGUUGUUGACGCAUGAGAUCAUGUGCAGCCGUUGCUGUGAUAAGAAAAGCUGCGGGAACCGCAACGAGACGCCUUCCGACCCUGUUAUCAUCGACAGAUUUUUCCUCAAGUUCUUCCUCAAAUGUAACCAGAACUGCCUGAAAAAUGCUGGGAAUCCCCGAGAUAUGCGACGGUUCCAGGUAGUGGUGUCGACGACGGUGAAUGUGGACGGUCAUGUCCUUGCAGUUUCCGAUAACAUGUUUGUGCAUAACAACUCCAAGCACGGACGCCGGGCACGGAGGCUGGACCCUUCUGAAGCAGCGACACCUUGCAUCAAAGCCAUCAGCCCCAGCGAAGGCUGGACCACAGGCGGUGCCACUGUCAUUGUGAUUGGGGACAACUUCUUUGAUGGGCUGCAGGUGGUCUUUGGCACCAUGCUGGUGUGGAGCGAGCUAAUCACGCCACAUGCAAUCCGUGUACAGACUCCUCCAAGGCACAUCCCUGGAGUAGUGGAAGUGACGCUUUCCUACAAAUCUAAGCAGUUCUGCAAAGGAGCCCCUGGACGGUUUGUCUACACAGCCCUGAACGAGCCAACAAUUGACUACGGGUUUCAGCGCUUGCAGAAAGUGAUCCCGCGGCAUCCUGGUGAUCCCGAACGUUUACCCAAGGUAGGCUUUCUAGCCAUUCUCUUGAGAAACUUUGCCUUGUAUUUGAUGUGCUUUCUUCCUCACAGCAUUUAAAACAGACAAAAUGAGCUUUGCAAGAGACCACCGGACAUUGCUGAGGCCUUGUACAGCGUCCCACGCAACUCCAACCAGCUGUCCUCCCUGGCCGGGAACCAUGCUCACUCGGGGAUGAUGGGCGUCAACUCCUUUGGGAGCCAGCUGGCUGUCUCUGUUUCAUUUACAAAUUAUUUAACCAAUUUGGGAUACACACGCAACACGAGUAGCGUCUCUCCGCGAGGUUAUGUGCCCAGCUCUACCCCUCAGCAGAGCGGCUACAACACCAUCACCUCCAGCAUGAACGGUUACGCGGGGGCUGCCAUGACCAGCCUCGGGGUUCCCGGCUCCCCCAGUUUCCUCAACGGCUCCACUGCCAACUCUCCCUACGCCAUCAUGCCGUCCAGCCCUCCCCUCGGAGCCUCAUCCAUUGCCAGUUCCUCCACGCCAGCAGGCGUCUUCUCCUUCUCCCCAGUCAACAUGAUCUCUGCCGUCAAGCAGAAAAGCGCCUUCGCUCCUGUGGUACGGCCGCAAGCGUCCCCGCCACCAACCUGCACCAGCGCCAAUGGGAACAGUCUUCAGGCCCUGUCCGGUCUCAUCGUACCGCCCAUGUGAGCAGGGACCAGGCGAUGAACCUUCUGGAAGGAUGGACCAAUGGACUGGCGCUUAACACAGACCCUUGGACUUGAAAGGGUGCGGGCACUGCUUAUGCGACACGGGGUUUCUGGAGCACACCUCCCAGAUCCUUCCAACCUGGCUGCGUCAUUUACGUGAGGCUCCCCCUUGUGGUGGGAGGCUGCAGUGCAGCAGGACAAGCAACGGGAGGAGAGACUAGGCAGCUACUGGGAGAGUCCCACCCAGAAACUGGGGAUGUCUUCCUCAAGAAGGAGGGUAAAAUUAGGGAGGGUUCGUUGAGGGGGAUUCAGCACUGCCAUCCUUUCUUUAAGCCACUCCUCCAUCCCUACCCCCUCACCCUGCCCUCCUGUGCCAUUUCUCAUGGCUUUGGUUAAAAGACCCACAAGAAAAGGAUUCCACCAUCCCAUCUGGGUUCCCUACUCAGGUAGAUUUGCUCCCUGUCAAUAACAGAACAUUCCUCUUUAAAAAUACCUGUCAUCUCUAUCACUGUGGGAUUCCCUGAUACAACUAGAGAGAGUCUCCCAUUGGAAAACUGAACCCUCAACAUCAAACCCUGUGAGCCAGGUCUCAUAGAUACUUGGUUAUUUUAAUUUUUAAAAAUUACUGUAAUUAUUCCGUGGCUUUAGGUGUUAACCCCAGGAAAUAUGGAGUGGCAAGGAGGUGGAAGUCUUCUAACUAUCUCUGUUCCUGGAGAUCCCUCUCAAAGCAAGCUGGUUUGCAUUAUGCACACACACACAAAACACACACCUCCUCAUUAUCUUAAUUCUUGCCAAACUGGAGAUUGCUUUCCAGCGAAAGGAAGAGAAUCGGCAUUCCACAAGUGACCCUGAGGUUCUUAUGCUGUUAUUUUCCUUUUCCUGCAGACUAUUUCACACAUAAACCCAAUACAUAUCUUCCAGUGCUACAGGUGUGGGAACACCAGGGAGGCUUGUCAGCGCUUUCCUGCAGACAAAGCUCUUGGCAUAGAUUUUCUGAUGCUGAGGCGAUCUACUCCACUGCAAGCAUCUUGUCCCAAAGGCGUGUUGCUGGAAAUGCACUGUUAGGCUGCUCUUCCAAUAUGCUUCUGUGGGUCUCUGGCCAAGCAAUGCCCACCUAGAAAACACACCUCUCCUGCACAGCUGAAACUUGUGAAGAACCACAGCCAUACCCUUUUUGCCUCUCCUUUCCAAACUUGGCUGUGUGUUCCCCCCAAGUGUUCCAGAUGUCAAAAUGCCCACCCACAAAUUUCCCCUGGAGGGUUCCUGUCCAGUCUUUUCCGUUUCGCCCCAUCGGCAAGAACACAGCAGCCGUUGUCUCCGAUUUCCUGUAAGCAGGAAGGGCUUAAAGGCACAAAAUCCUGAUUCAUAAAAUGCUCUCUUAAGGCAGAUGAAUGGAGGGAGGGAGCCUUUCAUUCAGGAAGCAAACUUCUGUGCAGCAACACUGUUCCCUCAGAGGCCACCUCCUAUAAAUACAAGUGCUGCAAAGCCCCACAUCGUCCACAUUGGUGAAUACUGAUCACACAAUAAGUCCUCAAUCCAGCUAUCCCCUCUCCCAAAACUGGUAGCUUUGGAACGAUGAUUUGCCACAUGAUUUGUGGAAUCCAUGGUAUUUCCCCUGUGACAAAGUGCCUAACACAUAAGGGCAUGUUUCCCAAGAAAACCACAAUGGGAUGCUUGGAAACCAGCCUGAGCAGAGAACAAAAAAAGAAGAUAGUAGGAAGCUUCCAUUUUUCUUCCAAAAGACAUGCAGGCAUCCAAACCCCAGAUAUUUGGUCCUUGAUAACAUUACCUUUAUUGGUAAUGUUACCAUACUGACGACACCCGAAAUACUUCUGGCUUCCAAAGAGAGGAGGCUAGUUCUUGCUCAGAAGGAAGAAGAGAGGAGAGCUUGCGAUACCCUGAUCUCACUUCAUUUUCAGCGAUCCUACUUAGUUGCAUCUGAGGAAGCAGACCAAGCGUACGAAAAUUUAUGCUACAACUUCUCUCACACAGUUAGUCUCAAAGGUGCGGCAAGAUUCCUUUGUGUGAUGAUAUUCCAGAGUAACACAGCUAUGUCUCAGAGUUUUAAAAACUUUGGGAGUGCAUCCUCCAGAAUUCCCAGCCAGCGUGGCCACUGCAACUGACUUGCCUACAGCAUAAACAUUCUUGGGUUUCAUACUUCAUUUUAAGCCCUAUCCUCCCACCCGCUACAGAGAAUCUUAAGCAUUGUAGUUUGGUGAGUGUCCUAACAGAGAUCUCUGUUUUGGAGCUCUCCAGUCUCUGUUCAAGAUAUAUAGCUCCUUGGAGAGAAGGAAGAGCCAUCGAGCCAGUUUGUAGACCAGACAAACCCUUUCUCAAACCAGGUUGAAUGUACUCCUGUACACACUCAUGUGUGAAUUGAAUGGACAUGCAAGGUGGCAUGAGAUGCUAUCUCGACAAACGUGCCACCUUGAGCCUAUAUUUGCUGAAAUAAUAGAGCUAUGGAGUCUUUUAAGAGGGCCAUCAACAGCUAGGAGCAUUUCACCAGUUCUUCCUCAUAGAUCCUCUGCCCCUGCCAUCUCACUGGCUUUGCACGACUUGGUCAGCAAACCCAACGAUGAAACGUAAGGAGGGAGGCAUUCCCAGAGGCAGGAUUAAGUGCAUCCCACACAUCACUUCUCCCCUAAAAGUACCUUGCCAGCCCUAGCAUUUGCACCCAGGGACAAGCAUGAAUGUUCAGGGUCUUGGUCCUCUCAGAAGAUACACUACCAUUUAUGAUGGAGGUAUCUUUGAUGUAACUUGCCCAGGAACACAUAAAGCUCUUCUGCCUUUGUCCGUAGGGAAUCGGUACCCUCCAAAGCCCAGGGUGAGGGGGCCGAGAGGGACACAGGAAGAGACGACGGCAAGAAAAACUGGUGGAUUCUUUCUUCAUGAUUCAGCCUGAAGCUGGCUGUAGGCGGUGGUUGCGUCCGCCAUCCGCAGCUGCAACAGCUUUGGGCCGUGCCUUUCCAUGUACAUCCAACCUCAUCUGACCCCCUUCAAGGAGGUCAAAUGGUAGUCUUCAGGGGGGCCUUUUUAAUGGCAAAAAAUAAUAUUAAAAGUAAUGAGCAAUUCCCUCAUGGUUCAUGAAAUGAUUUGGAAUUGCUUUUUGAAGAAAGAUGAAAACUUAAAAUCACUUUUCACUGUUGCUUUUCUUUUUUACUUUUUAAAGCCAUUGGCCCAUGCAAUCUUAAAACUAUGAAUUUACUGGUAUGUUUGGUUUUGUUUUCAUUCUGCUGUUGUUUUUUAAACACCUUUUUUAAAAACAAUGCAAACAAUCCUUUGGGGUUGUUUUAAAACUCGCCUUCUUCUUCUUCUUUGUAAAAGAAAACCGGGUUCAGAAAAGAAGGCGCAACCGAGACGGAUGUUCUCCUGCACACGUCACGCUGAAACAUAGGGCUAUGCUCUUGCGCUGCUCCGUUUUGUUGCAGCGUCUCUGGUGCAAAAGGGCUUCCCUCCGGCUUGCGGCUGGAAAUUCAGGCAUCCUCUCCCAGACUCCCACAGUUAUUUUUCUAGCAUCGUUUUUCCAAGUGGGAAGGAGGGGGAGCAAAUAGUUGUAAAUAAAGAUUAUGGGAAAAUAAUCGCCCCAAAAGUUGGGAUGCAAACCGUUCCUGCCGGGGCUUGUUCUCUGUGUAUUUAUCUUUGUCGUACGGAGAUUUGUUCUCCUAUCUCAUGUUUUUUUUUUCCUUUCGUAUGUAUUUUUUUACUUAAUUUUUAUGUUUAAUUUUAAUAAGGUUUUGUUUCUUUUUUGACAUUGUCCAUCGUGUGUCCUGUGACGGCUGUUGUACAAUAGCAAUGUUGACCAAUACCUGGCUGCACUGUUUUUCUUUUCCUCUCUCUCAAUGUUAAGCACAUGUAAAUGGACUAUUACUGUCAUUUCUUAGGAAACAGGCCCUAGAAUAUAUCUAUAUACCUCCUGCAA